GCUCUACGUGGCUCUGCCGCCUAUUCUGUCGGGUUGUGAGCUGUACCGACCUCGGAAGUGAUAGGAAGGACGCGGGGGACCCAGGAAACCUAGAAAUGGACUCAGUGGCCAUUGAGGAUGUGGCUGUGAACUUCACCCCAGAGGAGUGGGCUUUACUGGAUCCUUCACAGAAGAAACUCUACAGAGAUGUGAUGUGGGAAACUUUCAGGAACCUGGCCUCAAUAGGAAAAACAUGGAAACAUCAUGACAUUGAAGAUCAGUACAAAAACCAGGAGAGAAAACUAAGAAGUCGUAUGGUAGAGAGACUCUGUGAAAGUGAAGAGGGUAGUCAAUGUGGAGAAAACGUCAUCCACAUUCCAAAUCUCAAUCUGAACAAGAAAACUACUGCAAAACCAUGUAAGUGCAGUUUAUGUGGAAAAGUCUUCAAGCAUCAUUUAUCACUUAAUAGGCACGUUAGAUGUCACACUGAACACAAAUCAUAUGACUAUCAAAAAUAUGGAGAGAAGCCAUAUAAAUGUAAGGAAUGUGGGAAAGCCUUCCGUUUUCCCAGUUUUCUUCAAAGACAUGAAAGAACUCACACUGGAGAGAAACCCUUUGAAUGUAAAAAAUGUGGUAAACCACUCAGUUCUUCCAGGUCUCUUCAAAUACAUGAAAGAACUCAUACUGGGGAGAAACCCUAUGAAUGUAAAAAAUGCAAUAAAGCAUUCACUACUUGCAGUUCUCUUCGAAAGCAUGAAAGAAUUCAUACAGGAGAGAAACCCUAUGAAUGUAAGGAAUGUGGGAAAGCCUUUACAGACCCCUCAAGUCUUCGAUCACACAUGAUCUGUCACACUGGAGAUGGACCUUAUAAAUGUAAGGAAUGUGAGAAAGCAUUUAUUUCUCCCAGUGCCUUUCGAGUACAUGAAAGGAGUCACACUGGAGAGAAACCAUAUGAUUGUAAAAAUUGUGGUAAAGCAUUCAGUGAUCCCAGAACUUUUCGAAUACAUGAAAGACGUCACACUGGAAAGAGACCUUAUAAAUGUAAGGACUGUGGGAAAGCCUUUAUUGCUCUCAAAAACCUUCGAGUACACAUGAUCACUCACACUGGAGAUGGACCUUAUAAGUGUAAGGAAUGUGGGAAAGCCUUUAUUGCUCCCAGUUCAUUCCGAAUACAUGAAAGGAGUCACACUGGAGAGAAACCCUAUGAAUGUAAGGACUGUGGCAAAGCCUUUAUUGCUCUCACAAGCCUUCGAGUACACAUGAUCACGCACACUGGAGAUGGACCUUAUAAAUGUAAGGAAUGUGGGAAAGCCUUUAUUGCUCCCAGUGCUGUUCGAGUACAUGAAAGGAUUCACACUGGAGAGAAACCCUAUGAAUGUAAGGAAUGUGGGAAAGCCUUCAGUUCCUAUGCUAACUUAAAAAACCACAAAAGAACUCACACAGGACGGACACCCUUUGUAUGUAAGGAAUGUGGUGAGUCUUUUAUUUCUCUUCAAGUUUUCCAAAUACAUGAAAGAAAUCACAGUAGAGAGAAAUUCUAUGAGUGUAAAAAGUGCAAUAAAGCACUGACUUCUUCCAGUUCUCUUCGAAGACAUGAAAGAAAUCAUGCUAGAGAGAAACCCUAUGAAUGUCAAAAAUGCAGUAAAGCAUUCUGUUAUCCCAGUUCUCUUCGAAAACAUGAAAGAAGUCACACUGGAGAGAAACCCUAUGGAUGUAAGGAAUGUGGGAAAGCCUUUGUAACUCCCUUUAGCCUUCGAGCACACAUGAUCACUCACACUGGAGAUGGACCUUAUAAAUGUACGGAAUGUGAGAAAGCAUUUAUUUCUCCCAGUGCCGUUCGAGUACAUGAAAGGAGCCACACUGGAGAGAAACCCUAUGCAUGUAAAGAAUGCAAGAAAGCAUUCACUUCUUCCACUUCUCUUCAAGUACAUGAAAGAACUCAUACGGGAGAGAAACCCUAUGAAUGUAAAGAAUGCAGUAAAGCAUUCAGUUGUACCAGGUCUUUUCGAGUACAUGAAAGAUUUCAUACUGGAGAGAAACCCUAUGAAUGUAAAAAAUGCACUAAAGCAUUCACUACUUCUAGUUCUCUUCGAGUACAUGAAAGAGUUCAUACAUGAGAGAAACACUAUGAAUGUAAGGAAUGUGGGAAAGCCUUUAUGGAUUCCUCAAACCUUUGAUCACACAUGAUGAUUUUCAUGGAAGAUAGACCUUAUAAAUGUAAGGAAUGUGAGAAACCAUUCAUUUAUCUCAGAUUGCUUCAAAGACAUGAAAGAAGUCACACUGGGGAGAAACCCUAUGAAUGUAAAGAAUGUGGAAAAGCCUUCAGUUCUCAUCAAAGUUUCCAAAUCAGAAAUCAUACUGGAGAAAAACUGUAUGAAUGUGAAAAAUGUAGUAAAGCAUUUAGUUUUUCCAGUUUUUUUGAAGACAUGAAAGAACCUGUUGGAGAGAAACCCUGUGAAUGACAGGAAAGUGGGAAAGCCUUUAUUUCUCAUGCAAACUUUUGAGGACAUGGGAGACUGCACACUAGAGGAAAAACCAUAUAAAUAUAAUGAAUGUGGGGAAAGCCUUUUGUCAGCCCAGUUCUCUCUGAAGGCAUG
Messenger RNA from Ceratotherium simum simum (southern white rhinoceros), 2576 nucleotides. RefSeq lists its product as uncharacterized. Lineage: Eukaryota; Metazoa; Chordata; Mammalia; Perissodactyla; Rhinocerotidae. Gene Ontology annotation, biological process: regulation of transcription by RNA polymerase II. Gene Ontology annotation, cellular component: nucleus. The record is from RefSeq and is a predicted model, not a curated record. Gene Ontology annotation, molecular function: RNA polymerase II transcription regulatory region sequence-specific DNA binding; DNA-binding transcription factor activity, RNA polymerase II-specific.